Messenger RNA from Trichomonas vaginalis G3, 1014 nucleotides. RefSeq names its product bifunctional inhibitor/lipid-transfer protein/seed storage 2s albumin superfamily protein family. The coding region runs from base 1 to 1014 and encodes 337 amino acids. NCBI's taxonomy places the organism in Eukaryota, Parabasalia, Trichomonadida, Trichomonadidae. The record is from RefSeq and is a predicted model, not a curated record. The transcript has a single exon.
AUGGAAUGGUGCUUUUUCGCAGAGAAUACCAAUGCAAAGCUCCAAUUCUCUAGUACCUUAACUUUAGCUGACUGUUAUUUUGAUACGUUUGUUUUUGAUGGAAACGCUGCAUCGUUAACAACAACAAGAUGCGACACAGCUACACAAGUUAUCCCUACAAACUUUCCCGUAUUCCAAAUCGGUUCAUGUUCGAUUUCAUUAUAUUCCGGAACAAUGAGUUAUAUUACUGAUGCUCCUCCUAUAACACCUGCUCAAACUAUGUUUGUUACACCCCAUUCGACACCAUUUUCAACAGCCCAUUCUACACCUGCAUCAACAAUGCAUUCGACUCCACAUUCCACUCCUCAUUCUACAGCUCAUUCUACUCCACAUUCCACAGCCCACAGUACUCCAGCAUCGACAGUGCAUUCAACGCCGCAUUCAACGCCACAUUCAACAGCUCAUUCUACACCACAUUCUACUCCUCAUUCGUCACCUUAUGGCGAAUUACCACGUACACCAGUCGAAACAGUUGCUCCGCCACGAACUGUUCAAGAAACACCACAAGAAACAACUAAUGCUGUUGUAGUUAUUAUUCCAACUCCUUCUCCAUCGAUAGAUAAUGCAAAUUUACUUUUUGAAACUCCUGGAGGAAAGAUAAAUACAUUAUCAUGGCUAGUUGUAACAGCAUUAUCAGCAGCUGUUGUAGGCAUCAUUGUUACUGUUGUUAUUUGCCUGAAAAGGAAGCCAAAGGUCGUUAUACAGAAGAUAGAGCCUAAAUCAGAUGAAUCAACAAUUUACGAAUAUUCAGAAUCAGUUCAAGAAGAAGAGGAAGCACCUGAAGAAGAUGUCCUUGAAAUAUUCUCUCUCAACGAAGAGAUAAAACCAACAAAAGAAAAACAAAGAGAAGUUUAUAAAGGUGUUUAUGAACAUGAUAAUACAGAUUUCGUUCUUUCUGAUACCGAAGACGAAGUCGAUUUAAUGCAGCAGAUAGAUGCAAUGCAAACAAAGGUAUCAACUGUACUUAUUUUAUAA